Messenger RNA from Aphidius gifuensis, 4930 nucleotides. RefSeq names its product GATA zinc finger domain-containing protein 14 (gene Blimp-1). NCBI's taxonomy places the organism in Eukaryota, Metazoa, Arthropoda, Insecta, Hymenoptera, Braconidae. Gene Ontology annotation, cellular component: cytoplasm; nucleus. Gene Ontology annotation, biological process: cell fate commitment; regulation of transcription by RNA polymerase II. Bases 462 to 3707 code for a protein of 1081 amino acids. The record is from RefSeq and is a predicted model, not a curated record. Gene Ontology annotation, molecular function: histone deacetylase binding; DNA-binding transcription repressor activity, RNA polymerase II-specific; RNA polymerase II cis-regulatory region sequence-specific DNA binding. The transcript has 7 exons.
CUUGGUGGUUUAUUCAACAAUCCACCUAUACCUAUACUCACCUUCCAGCGCGUCAGUACGAAAGAUACACGCGGCUUGUACGAAACAACCGUUUGUUCAAAAAAAGUACAUUAUUAUUUUGUUAUUUUUUUAAAAAUAAGGUGCUUUUAUAUUUUAAAUUUAAUUUAAUAUUUUUAUAUUGAAAAAGUUUGUUUAUUGUUUUUUUUUUUUUCUGUGGAAAGGUGACACAAGUGGUUAUCAUUUUUGGAACCUUUUUUUUUUGAAUAAUUAAAUUUUAAGUGAAUUUUGUGAAUUGACAAUUGUGUACAUUUAUUUUAACAACUUAUUUCGGAUACAACAAAUUAUUGAAGUAUAAAUUUUUGGCCAAGAGAUGACAAAUUGUUUGAGAUUGUUUUGACAACUUGUUCAUUUUUUUUGUUUUUUUUUUUUAUUGAAGACAUUGCUAAGUUAUUAAAAUAAAAAUGGAGUCUAGUGAAUGGGAUCCAGCAACAUUGAGAGAAGAAGAAUUAGAUAAACUUGCAAGAACAUUUUUAGUACCAGAUGCACCAACAUCACCUGGUGAGACAAAUCGUGCUGAAGCAUCAUUACCAAGAAAUCUUGUUCUAAAACCAUCACAAGCUCUCAAUGAUGUUUUGGGCGUUUGGAGUACUGAUUAUAUACCAAAAGGUACCAGAUUUGGUCCUCUUGUUGGACAAGUUUAUGUCAAAGAUUCUGUACCAGUUGAUGCAAAUAGAAAAUAUUUCUGGAGGGUUUAUAGAAAUAAUGAAAUAUUUUAUUACAUUGAUGGCUAUGAUGUGCAAAAAUCAAAUUGGAUGAGAUAUGUUAAUCCAGCAUAUUCAUCGGAAUCACAAAAUUUAAUUGCCGGUCAACAUGAGAUGGAAAUAUAUUUUUACACAAUAAAGCCAAUAUUACCAAAUCAAGAACUUCUUGUUUGGUAUUGUCGUGAAUUUGCUGAAAGGCUAAAUUAUCCAUUGACUGGUGAAUUAAUGUUACAACGUAUUAGACAACAAGUACAACAAUCAACGAUACCAGCUGAAAUAGUAUCAUCAGUUGACAUAACAAUACCAUUAAAAGAAUCAGUAAUAUAUGAAAGACGUUGUCAAAUGACACCAACUGAAGGCUCAGUUAGAUCUGAUGAAGGCUAUCAUUCAAAUGGUUAUCAUGAUGAAAUUCUAACACCACCAGAAGAAAGCAGUGAAUCUGAUUCAGAAAAUAAUUAUGUACUUGAUUUUAGUAAAACAACACGUACAUCAAAUAUACAACAAAAUAAUAAUUCAAAUAAUAGCAAUAAUAAUAAUAAUAUAAAUAUAAAUAAUUCAAAUAAUCAAACAUCUGUUAUAAAUAAUAAAAAUGAAUUAAUAAAACAAGAAAGUGUACUUGUUAAAAAUGAAUAUAGAAAAGUUAAAAUUAAAAUAACAAAAACAUAUAAUAAUUUUUCAUCAACAAAAGGUAUUGAAUUAAAAGAUAAAGAUGAUAUAUUAAAACGUUCAAUAACACCAGAAUUACAACAACAAAAAACAACAGUUAUAUCAACAUCAACAACAUCAAUAUCAAGUGAAGAUGAAUUAAAUGAUAAUAAAAUUAUUAAAUCAUAUUAUGAUACAGAUAAUAAUUGUAAAAAUAAUUCACAUACAAUAACAACAACAACAGCAACAAUAAGACCACCAUAUAUGACAAGUCCAAGUAGUUCAAUACUUGAAAAUAUAUUAUUGCGAAAUUCAACAGACUCCAACAACAACAACAACAACAGCAACAACAACAACAACAACAAUUCAAAUGUAACAAGUAUGCAUCAAAAUAGCAACAACAACAAUAAUAUAUUACAACAAACGCACAAUGUUGGAUCAACAAUAAAUGUUACAAACAAUUCAAUAACACCACCACCACCAUCAAGUCCAACUGAAAUGGCAUAUUCAUACAAAAAAUCACACAGAUACGGAAAUAUAUUACCAUGUAGUCCAGAUUCAAGUUCAAAUUUACAAAUACAAAGUGAUUGUACAUCAUCAAAUAACACAUCACAUCAUGUUAAUUCAACAAGUAAUCAUUCAUCAACAACAAUGCAACAAAGUCCUGGUAAUUUACACUCAAGUAGUGGUAAUUUAUUGCAUCAAUAUAAUUCAACAAAUCAUACAUCAACAACAAUACCAAUAUCAAAAUCAAAUAGUAAUAAUAAUCAUCAAGAUGAAGAUGAUGAUGAUGAUGAUGAUGAUAAUAAUAAUAAUAGCAACAAUAGUAAUAAUAAUAUAAUUAAUGAAAAUAGUAAUAGUAAUAAUAAUAUUAAUAGUAAUAGUAUACAUUCAAGUACUGUAUUAACAUCGACAACAAGUGGCCUUCAUUCAACAUCAUCAUCAUCAUCAGCAUCAACGACAACAUCACCAUUAUUAAAAUCACGUAAAUUAAAAAGUCCAUCACCAGUAACAAUAACAACAUCAACAACAAUAUUACCAAAUACAGCAACAUCAACAAUUGGUCCAUCAACAAUAAUGUAUACAAAUGGUACAACAACAACAACAACAACAAGUAAUAAUAAUAAUGGACAUAUUGAAUCAAGUACUGGUAAUAAUUAUUCAACAAAUUGUAAUAGUAAUAAUAAUUCAACAAGUGUAUCACCAAUAUCAUCAAUAAGAUCACCAUCAACAAAUUAUCAAUACAGUAUUUAUCAUCAAAAUAGUACAUUACAUCAUAAUAUUGCACCAUUAUCAAUAAAUUGUGCUCCAUAUUCACCAACACCAUCAACAAGUAUUAUUUAUGAAAGAAAUGAUAAUAGAAGACAUGAUAUUACAAAUUCACAUCAGCUACCAACAUCAUCAACAAUGCAAAUUGAUUGUAACCAAACAAAUAUUGUUAAUGGUACACAUAAUUUACAUUUAAAUCAUCAUAAUAAUUUAACAAUACAUUCAACAUCAUCAACAAAUAUUAAUCGUUAUUCACCAGCAAGUUCAUUGUCACCUGAUGAUCGUGGUUGUUCACAAAGUGGUUCAUUAAGUCCAAAUUCACAAGGUUCAAGAGGCUAUCGUUCAUUACCAUAUCCAUUAAAAAAAAAAGAUGGUAAAAUGCAUUAUGAGUGUAAUGUUUGUUGUAAAACAUUUGGACAAUUAUCUAAUUUAAAAGUACAUUUAAGAACACACUCUGGUGAAAGACCAUUCAAGUGUAAUGUUUGUACAAAAAGUUUUACACAACUUGCACAUUUACAAAAACAUCAUCUUGUUCAUACUGGUGAAAAACCACAUCAAUGUGAAAUAUGUACAAAAAGAUUUAGCUCAACAUCAAAUUUAAAAACUCAUCUACGUUUACAUUCUGGACAAAAACCAUAUGCUUGUGAUUUAUGUCCAGCAAAAUUUACACAAUUUGUACAUUUAAAAUUGCACAAAAGACUUCAUACUAAUGAGAGACCAUACACAUGCCAAGGUUGUGAUAAAAAAUAUAUAAGUGCAAGUGGAUUAAGAACACAUUGGAAAACAACAAGUUGUCGACCAAAUAAUAUUGAAGAUGAACUUGCACUUGCUGCUGCUUCACCAAAUUAUUAUGAGUUUGGAAAUGAAGCAAGUGUUGCAGGUAAUAUGCAAAAAGAAUGUGAAAUUGAACAUAUUGAUAAUUAUGAAAGGCGCAAUGGUGCACAUUCAACAACUUUACAUAAUUUAGAAAACUCAGUUGGUCGUCCAAGUGUCAUUGAAUCAUCACAACCACACAUCAUUGAGUGUACUUAAAUAAUCAUCAAGUGGAUAAAUAAUAUUCGCACAAAAAAAAACAAUUUAAAAAUUAUUAAUUUAGUUUUAAAAAUUAUUGGGGAUUUAUAAUUAUCAAGUGCGUGUGAAUGAGUGUAAAAAGAUGAGAAAAAAAAAUAGAUAAAACACCAAUUUUUAAUUGUAAUUAUAGAUAUAUAUAUAUUUUUUUUUUAAUUUCCCCAAAGGUGCAAUGAUUUAUUUCCAAAGUGAGAAUAAACUAACACGUGUUUCUUCGUACUAAUUGUAUAAAAAAAAAAUUUAUAAUUUUACUAAUUUCUCUUUCUUCCGUAUAGUAGAAAAAAAAUGAAAUUUAUUAUAUAGUUAAUUAUCGCGGAUUUCGUCGGCGUCCGUUAAUUAAUAAUUAAAAUAUUAUUUUAAAAAAUUUUUGGUGGAUGAAAAAAUGAUAUUUAAAACAAGUGACGACAUGACUGUAACUAUACGUGACCUGUUCAAUUAUUAUUUAGUUAAAAAUAAAAAGACAAAAAAAAAAAAAACAAAAAAAAAAAAUAAUAAAAAGAAUAAAAAAUGAAAAAAAAAAAAAUUAAAUUUGAAGAUAAAGUUAACCAAGCGGUGGACUGCCUUCUCAUUUGAAAAUUUAAUUAAUAAUUUUUGCCUCAAAUAAAUUCUCAAUUUAUUUAAAUAAUAAUUUAUUGAUAUUAAAAUUUAAAAAAGUAAAAAAUAUAAUUCACUCACUAGAUAUAAAAUAUAAAUAUAUUUUUUAUGUAAAUAUAUUUUUUAAGACUGUUAUUUUAACUAAUUAAUAAUAUUUUAAAUUUGAUGUUUUUUUAUUAUAUAAAAAAAGAGAAUUUGUUGGAAAUAAUUCUCAUUCUUGUAUAACGAAAACCGAUCAGUAUUUUAUAUUUUUUUUUUUCUUUAAAUGGCACUUUAUUCUCUGAAUUUAAAUAUCUUUUUGGCUAAUAUAAAAUAUUCUUCCAUUAAUUUUAAGAAUUUUUUUUUUCUAAAAUAACAAUGUGAGAAAGCAGCUCACCGCAAAAAAAAAAAAUAAUAAAUAAUAAAUCGUUGAUAUUGCUCAUAGAUCAGCGAUGAAUAAAAUUAAAAAAAAAAAAAAUCUUAUUAAAGAAAAUAUAGAAUAUAAAAUAUAAAUUUUUUUUUUCGGGUUUUUUUUAAAAAUCGCUUGUCUAUGUCGAUAAAAAUAGACGACUUGUAGACUGAUAUUAUAACUCAUAAGAAUCAAGCUCAGCCGU